AUGACGUUAAACCUGUUACUCAACAAAUAAAAACACAAAAAAUAAAUACAAUCGAACAUCAAAAUGGAUCUUAACGAUUCCGGAAUCAAAGAAGAAGUUAGUAACAUUAUUUCGAGUCUGCAAAAACUAUUGCCGAAGAAAAAAGACAUUAUAUUCAUCGCACCUGACAAAUCCACAUUGACUAAACUGAGUGAUGUUCACGCGGAAGCAAAGAGUGUUUUCCCGAAGUGCUUCGUUGGCGCUAAGCUGGUCAUUGCCAGAGAUAUAAUGGACAAAGUCAAGUUAGUUCAAAGUUACAAUUUCAGUAAAACGAAAGAGACUUACAAGUGCUUCUCACAUCUCCUUCAUAAGGAAAUGGCCGCGAAGAAUAUUGAAGAUGGCCUAAUAAUUGAUUCAAUGGGUUCCGCUACAGCUACAUACAAAGAAACAAUGGACGAUUACGAAAUGAGACUCACAUCAAAGAUUAAAGAUUUAGUAUCAUCAGAGACGGAAUUAGUUUUCGAAAAAGAGAACGAAAAGUCAAUUAGUUCUGUCUCGUGCUCCAUAAAAGAUGUCGACCCAAAUAACCUGAAGCUAGUUACUCAGUGGAUGUAUAGAGUGAUGCCAGAAUUAAGUUUUGGCAGCGAGCUCGGUUUGAAACCCUUAUCGUAUCCGAUAUCACCUGAAUUUUCAGUUAGUACGAGAUACGAAAGGCCGUCCUUCACUCUCUCUUCCACUAUCAGCAGAAUCGGCUUCCAAGUGUGCCUUUUCAAGCAAUUCACACCAGAUUUACGGAUAUCGACCAUACUUAAUGAGAGUAACAGGAGUUCUGCUUCGAUCGGUCUAGCUCUGCACAAGAGCUAUGAAAAUGGAUCGGAAUUGAAAAUUUUUGUCGACUCGCAACGCUGUGGUGGCUUCACUUAUCAGAGGGAUGUUUUGUUUUACGAGCCACAUAACGAAGUUCGAAUAAUACGAUUGAUGGCCAGCACUCUUAUAGACAGACAGCGGCGAGUGCGUAUCGGCUUUGGUUUCAACCUAGACUUCUGAACUGUGAAGUUAAUAACUCCGAACGAAAUACCCGUUGAAAUUUUGAUAUUUACGUCAAUUUGUAGUAUUAUUUGUUUGUAUAUAAGUAUACAUAGGUUUUAAUUAUUGUUUUAUCUUGUUAAAGAUUGUGUUAUUUCGUUUAGAAAUGUGAGUAAAUUAAAGAUUAUUUCUUCUGA
Molecule: messenger RNA, 1202 nt
Organism: Vanessa atalanta (red admiral)
Lineage: Eukaryota; Metazoa; Arthropoda; Insecta; Lepidoptera; Nymphalidae
Product: mitochondrial import receptor subunit TOM40 homolog
Exons: 1
Coding region: 64-1026 (320 amino acids)
Source: RefSeq, a predicted model, not a curated record